Culex quinquefasciatus (southern house mosquito) is the source of this 736-nucleotide messenger RNA. Its product is annotated as E3 ubiquitin-protein ligase KCMF1-like. Gene Ontology annotation, molecular function: zinc ion binding. The record is from RefSeq and is a predicted model, not a curated record. The coding region runs from base 98 to 694 and encodes 198 amino acids. Lineage: Eukaryota; Metazoa; Arthropoda; Insecta; Diptera; Culicidae. The transcript is spliced from 3 exons.
AUCAACCAGCAUGUUGUGAAUCAGCGUGCUACUCAGUAGUGCUACUCUGAAUUUCGACUGUUUGGUAGCUUUAGAAUAUUAUUUUUUUGCUUUAAAAAUGAGUGAAAUACAUUGGGGCAUUGUAUGUGACCAUUGCGAAAAAGCAUCGUUUGGAGGUUUUCGCGUUGCAUGUUUAGUCUGCAGAGACUACGAUCUCUGCGAGGAGUGUCACCGUAAGAAACGCGUCAGCCUCAACCAUCAGGCGUAUCAUCCGAUGUUGAUGAUUCCCCCGCCGAAAAAAAUGAACGAAAUUUUGGACCAUCCAGAGCAGACUCGAAUCUUCCGCUGUCCAAAUUGUGGCGACGGAAAUUUCAACGUCCAGGAACUGUCGGCGCACUGUUUGGAAUAUCACUCGUACAAGAGUUGUAAGGUACGCUGCCCGAUAUGUGUUACAUUCAGAACCGAGGGCAGGAAGGGUUGGAUCGCUGAAGACACUCUGUUGCUGCACUUGCUAGCGAGUCACCAGAAUGAUAAGGGUUUUGUUUUAGGUGCAGUGGGUAGAAACGGAAACCAAGAAUGUUCCGUUUGCAUCGAAGAAAUUACUGUUGAAAAUUUCAAAAGACUGAUUUGUGGUCACGCGUUUCAUGUUGCAUGUAUUAAUACAUGGUUGCAGGAAAACAACAACUGUCCUAUGUGCCGUACGGAGAUCAAUUAAUCAAAAUCGCUGAAAUAAAUCUUCUAAUUGUAUAAACAUUUG